AUGAAGUCAAUCCUAGAUGGCCUCGCAGACACAACUUUCCGAACAAUUACAACAGAUCUUCUUUACAUGGGUUCCAACGAUAUCCAGGGUGAUCCUUUCCAAGAAAAAAUGACUGCAGGAGAUGAUCCCCUAUUAAGUAUCAUUCCAUCGGAUCAGAUCAAUAUUACAGAUUUUUACAACAAGUCCCUAUCCACUUUCAAGGAUAAUGAGGAGAAUCUACAAUGUGGGGAGAACUUCAUGGAUAUGGAGUGCUUUAUGAUUCUAAACCCCACCCAGCAGCUGGCCAUUGCAGUGCUGUCCCUUACCCUGGGCACCUUCACCGUUCUGGAGAACCUUCUAGUGCUGUGUGUUAUCCUGCACUCUCGAAGCCUCCGGUGCAGGCCUUCCUACCAUUUCAUUGGCAGCUUGGCAGUGGCUGACCUCCUGGGCAGUGUAAUUUUCGUCUACAGUUUUGUUGAUUUCCAUGUUUUCCAUCGGAAAGACAGUCCUAAUGUGUUUCUGUUCAAGUUGGGUGGAGUUACAGCCUCAUUCACUGCCUCAGUAGGCAGCCUUUUCCUUACUGCAAUAGACAGGUACAUAUCUAUACACAGGCCACUAGCUUACAAAAGAAUUGUUACCAGGCCAAAGGCUGUCGUAGCAUUCUGUGUGAUGUGGACCAUAGCUAUCGUAAUAGCUGUUCUUCCUCUGCUCGGCUGGAACUGCAAAAAACUCAAUUCUGUUUGUUCAGACAUCUUCCCUCUCAUUGAUGAGACCUAUCUAAUGUUCUGGAUUGGGGUCACCACUGUACUCCUGCUGUUUAUUGUAUAUGCCUAUAUGUACAUAUUGUGGAAAGCUCAUAGUCAUGCUGUUAGAAUGAUUCAGCGUGGCACUCAAAAAAGCAUAAUAAUUCAUACCACCGAGGAUGGUAAAGUACAUAUUACUAGACCUGAUCAAACUCGUAUGGACAUCAGGUUAGCCAAAACCUUGGUCCUUAUUCUGGUGGUUUUAAUCAUAUGCUGGGGCCCUCUACUUGCAAUUAUGGUGUAUGAUGUCUUUGGGAAAAUGAACAAGCUCAUCAAGACUGUCUUUGCAUUCUGUAGCAUGCUCUGUUUGAUGAAUUCAACAGUGAAUCCCAUCAUCUAUGCUCUAAGAAGCAAGGACUUGAGACAUGCUUUUCGGAGCAUGUUUCCAACCUGUGAAGGGACUACGCAGCCUCUUGAUAACAGUAUGGAGUCUGACUGCCAGCACAAACAUGCUAACAAUGCAGGUAAUGUUCACAGGGCAGCUGAAAGCUGUAUUAAGAGCACAGUUAAGAUCGCCAAAGUGACCAUGUCUGUCUCCACAGACACAACUGCAGAGGCAUUGUAA
Emys orbicularis (European pond turtle) is the source of this 1347-nucleotide messenger RNA. RefSeq names its product cannabinoid receptor 1 (gene CNR1). Gene Ontology annotation, molecular function: cannabinoid receptor activity. The transcript has 2 exons. Bases 1 to 1347 code for a protein of 448 amino acids. Gene Ontology annotation, cellular component: cytoplasm; plasma membrane. The record is from RefSeq and is a predicted model, not a curated record. Gene Ontology annotation, biological process: adenylate cyclase-activating G protein-coupled receptor signaling pathway; regulation of metabolic process. Lineage: Eukaryota; Metazoa; Chordata; Testudines; Emydidae.